UACUAGUGUCCGUAUACAUAUCCGUAUAGACGACUUUUUGAAAAUGUCUAAUGAUAAGUAGUAUGAUCAGAUAAGUUUUCAUAACUGUAUAUUUAUUCUUUUCAAAAUAUUAUGUGACGUGUAUUAAAUACUAGGGUCACACCUGGUUAUAAACGUUCCUAGAGAAGUUCUUAAAUACAAGUAGCAAUAUUUAGCGCCAAUUUGGACUUUUUAAAGUUGGCUAAUAAAUUAAGACUAAUGGAAUUUAUGAAAAAACUGGCAGUUUUAGUCAUAAUUGGAUAUUUGUUUAUUGAGGCUGGCCUUUUGUGUGGCCUGUUUACAAACGAAUGGAUAAAGACAAAAGAAUAUCAUCUCGGCUUAAGGCGAUAUUGUUACAAUACUAAGAAUGAUACCAGCUGUCACAACGUUGUGGAAAUUCUCCCAAAUCUUAAAUAUAUGCUUGAUACAGUGUUUUAUCUGUCAAUUGGGGCAUGUAGCUGGGUCUGUUUGGUUAUUAUCGUAAUGCUGUUUUCUUUAUUUUGUAAUGGUUGUAAAGGAUCAAAGACCUGUAGAUGUACCAGCUUUGUCAUGUUUGCUUGGUGCAUGAUACAAGGUGCAGCUUUGACUAUAUUUGUUACAGCAAUCAUGUCAGAACUUUCUGCAAGUGUAAGUGAUGUUGGAUGGUCCUUGUAUUUGGAAUGUACCACACUUUGUAUAUCAUGGUUUUUACUUAUUACACAAGUCAUUACUUGGUGCUGCUGUAAAGAUGAUUCUUGUCGAGACAGUGCAACUGUUGAUGUAAUAGACGAAAUUCCCAGAUUCAAACAACCACCAACUGACCAGUCUGUUAGUGUAGGUAACGACAUUACAAUUCAUGCGAUAGUAGAAAAUGCAAACAGUGUUAUUUGGAAUAAAGGAAACGAUCGAGUUAUCAAAUUUUCAACAUGUCACAGAGAGGGUUUUAAUGAAACCAAUGGGCAUGCCACUUUAAGCAUCACCAAAGCUAGGUUUCAAGAUGAUGGCAUGUACGUUUGUAUUGCUGAAAAAUACGGGAAAAUCACAAAACAAGUUCGCCAUGAAAUCCGCUUGUAUGUUCUACCUGUGAAACCGGAAUUUCUUAAGAAAUUAGUAGAUACCUCCGUAAAUAUUGGAGAAUCAUUUGAUCUAGAAGCUGAAGUACGACCGUCUGAAUCUGUCACGUCAGUUACCUGGCUACACGAAGGGGAAGAUGUUACCUCUUCAAAAGGAAAUAGGAAGUUAUUAUUGAGGGAUGGAAAACUAAUUUUUAAAAUUUCAAAUGCUACUGUAAAAGACUCGGGGAAGUACUCAUGUGAAGCAAAAUCAAAGGGAACGUCAAGUCAUGAAGAGGAAUCUAUAUCUCACUGUCAUGUGACAGUUCUCGACGCUCUUUCAUCCGCAAUUGAAAACGUAUUAGGAGACGAACAAGUUAUUGAAGGCCGUGCACCCAUGAAUCACAUAAUGCAUGAUCCAAAUGCUGUAUAUCAGUAAAAGUACAGUCG
This is a messenger RNA of Mytilus californianus (California mussel), 1499 nucleotides long. Its product is annotated as titin-like. The record is from RefSeq and is a predicted model, not a curated record. NCBI's taxonomy places the organism in Eukaryota, Metazoa, Mollusca, Bivalvia, Mytilida, Mytilidae. The transcript is spliced from 8 exons. Gene Ontology annotation, biological process: cell-cell adhesion; axon guidance. Bases 238 to 1488 code for a protein of 416 amino acids. Gene Ontology annotation, cellular component: axon; plasma membrane.